GGGUUCAAGAUGCUGACCGUCGACGUCGAGGACAUCGUCGUCGAGUACCCCGACACGUUCGCCCUGAUGCAGGACCUGCAGGCCAUGGGCGAGAGCAACGCCAUCCUGCAGCGCGAGCUAGGCCCCAUUUCGCGCGACGUGCUGCUGGCCAACGAGGCCAUCUAUCGCGAGCUCCACAAGGAGGAAGGCGAGGCAGCGGCUAACAGCCGGGGCGGUAUCCCCGCCACGUUCAGAAUCAUCUACAUGAUCGGAUGGAAAGAGGGAGAGGGACAGGCGCAGCCCUUGGAGAGGGGAAGUGGCCAGAUAGAUAAGACAUGGGUUGAGGUCGGGCUCUAG
This is a messenger RNA of Rasamsonia emersonii CBS 393.64, 336 nucleotides long. RefSeq lists its product as uncharacterized. The annotation marks the transcript as partial. Gene Ontology annotation, cellular component: mitochondrion. The record is from RefSeq and is a predicted model, not a curated record. Lineage: Eukaryota; Fungi; Ascomycota; Eurotiomycetes; Eurotiales; Trichocomaceae. The transcript has 2 exons. Gene Ontology annotation, biological process: mitochondrial respiratory chain complex I assembly.